Sebastes umbrosus (honeycomb rockfish) is the source of this 3407-nucleotide messenger RNA. Its product is annotated as ATP-binding cassette sub-family G member 4-like. Bases 143 to 2089 code for a protein of 648 amino acids. Lineage: Eukaryota; Metazoa; Chordata; Actinopteri; Perciformes; Sebastidae. Gene Ontology annotation, molecular function: ABC-type transporter activity; ATP hydrolysis activity; ATP binding. The record is from RefSeq and is a predicted model, not a curated record. Gene Ontology annotation, cellular component: plasma membrane. The transcript has 15 exons.
CAGUGAUGCUGUAGAUGCAGCAGACUGGAACAGACAUUGUUUUAAGACUGAAUGCAGCAGCCGGGGAGAAUACCAACAUCCUGACAGACACCGCAGAGGACAACGAUAUACUUCACUCUACAGCAGUCUGUACAGAGCUGGCAUGGACAAUAAGGCAUUGGAACCUGACUCUGUGAGUAUUCCCAUGGAGGAGGCCAUCAUCUGUAAUGGAGGUGGCCAGACUCAGCAGCAGCAGGAAGCAUCCAUUUUGACCCACCUGAAGAAGGUUGAGAACCACAUCACUGAAGCACAGCGUUUCUCCCACCUACCCAAACGCUCAGCCGUGGACCUGGAGUUCAGCGACCUCUCCUACACCAUUCAGGAGGGACCAUGCUGGAGGAGGAGAGGUUUCAAAGCCUUACUGAAAUGCCUGUCUGGAAGGUUCUGCAGUCGAGAGCUGAUAGGAAUCAUGGGGCCCUCUGGGGCCGGGAAGUCCACCUUAAUGAACAUUCUGGCUGGAUACAGGGAAACAGGGAUGAAGGGUCAGAUCCUGGUAAAUGGGAAACCCAGGGACCUGAGAAAAUUCAGGAAAAUGUCCUGCUACAUCAUGCAGGAAGACUUGCUGCUGCCACACCUCACUGCACGAGAGGCCAUGAUGGUUUCAGCCAACUUAAAGCUUAACGAAACAAUGGAUGUGAAGAAGGAACUGGUAAAUGAGAUUCUGACUGCAUUAGGGCUCCUUGAAUGUGUUCACACUCGUACCAACUCGUUGUCCGGUGGUCAGUGUAAACGGCUUGCCAUUGCCCUCGAGCUGGUCAACAAUCCUCCAGUCAUGUUCUUUGAUGAGCCCACCAGUGGCUUAGACAGUGCGUCAUGCUACCAGGUGGUCUCACUAAUGCGCUCUCUGGCGCAGGGAGGACGGACCAUCAUCUGCACCAUCCACCAACCCAGUGCCAAACUGUUUGAGAUGUUUGACAAGCUUUACAUUCUCAGUCAGGGACAGUGUAUUUACAAAGGCUCAGUCCCUUACCUCAUCCCCUACCUGAAGACUCUGGGCCUUUAUUGUCCUACCUACCACAACCCUGCAGACUUCAUCAUUGAAGUGGCAUCAGGCGAGUAUGGAGACUUGAACCCUGUGCUGUUUGAGGCAGUCCAAGGUGGAAUGUGUGCAAUAGAGGAGAAGAAGAACCAAUGUGAUAACAAUGGCCCAUCAGUCUGUGCAACAAAGUGCCCGAAGGAUGCCGGACACAUAGAGAGCCAUACGUUUGCCACGAGCACACUAACACAGUUCUGUAUCCUCUUCAAGAGAACCUUCAUAACCAUAUGUCGAGACCAGGUUUUGACGCACCUCAGACUGAUGUCCCACAUCCUCAUAGGUGUGUUAAUAGGCUUGCUUUAUCUGAACAUCGGCAACGAUGCCAGCAAGGUCUUUAACAACACUGGGUUCCUCUUCUUCUCUAUGCUCUUCCUCAUGUUUGGAGCGCUCAUGCCAACCGUGUUGACCUUUCCUCUGGAGAUGUCUGUGUUCCUGAGGGAGCAUCUUAACUACUGGUACAGCCUGAAAGCCUACUACCUGGCCAAGACCAUGGCUGACAUCCCAUUCCAGGUGAUCUGCCCCAUCCUGUACUGCAGCAUAGUGUACUGGAUGACAGAGCAGCCUCCUGAGGCCACCCGCUACCUACUCUUUCUAGCCCUGUCUAUCUGCACUGCCCUGGUAGCCCAAUCCCUAGGCCUUCUGGUUGGGGCCGCCUCCACUUCACUACAGGUAGCCACAUUUAUUGGACCUGUCACAGCUGUCCCAGUGCUGCUUUUCUCUGGAUUCUUUGUGAACUUCGACACAAUCCCCAAGUAUCUGCAGUGGAGCUCCUAUGUGUCUUAUGUUAGGUAUGGCUUUGAAGGGGUGAUCCUGUCCAUCUACGGGAUGAACCGUUCAGAGCUGGAGUGUCCAGGGAAGGUGUGUAAGUUCCAAAAGCCUGAAGAGGUUCUGCAGUUACUGGAUGUGGAAGAUGCAAAGCUCUACAUAGAUUUCAUUGUCCUGGGCAUUUUCUUCUUCAUUCUACGGCUGGCGACCUACCUUGUCCUCCGCUACAAGGUCAAGUCUGAGCGAUAGGUUUUUUCGCUUGGCUCACCUUUCAAAUCUCAAGGCCCUCCCUAAUGUCAUCCCGGUCUCUUUUCUGUGCACAGAAAACAAAUUCUCAUGUGGGAAAUUGUUUCAUUUCAUUGAACACAUUGCAGCUAAAAAGGGCAGAACAUAAAUUCUGAUCUGUUCUACUGCCAACAACUGUGCAGUGACUCAUGGUGCAGAGCAGUGAAGAGUCAUCUUAUAAAUCAACAUAAACCUGUUUUACCUCAGACAUCAUGACUUACUGUAACUCCUGUGCACAGAGCCAGAUCAGCAGUGAGGAGGGCAAAGAGACUGAGCCACAUUCAGCAGCAUAUUUCAUAUUCCUGCAAGACAGAAAUGUUUUGAGAACUAGGCGGAUGUGAUACUGUUGCACUUAUUGGAGUAGACAUGCAUGUUUAUUCUACACUGUGUGCUGCCAUUCUGUAAGUAUCGGAGUGUUAGGUCUUCGGUCCACAAAACUGCCUCCUUGAGAAAAGCAAAUACAGUGUUUACAUUGCUCUAUUAGUCAAAAACACCUGAGGGCAAAUGGUUGCACUGGAGAAUUGGGAUGAUGUAUUGAGCCUGAAAGAGUGAACACCGGAAGAAAGCAGUUUGUCUGAAAUAGUUUUUGUUCGAUCUACAGAACUUGGGUGAAAGUUUGGAGUCCCAAAACAUUAACUUCCUGUGUAUAAAACAAAACAAACAUUGAGCUAGAUUGUUUUUUUAACUUGUUGAUAGUUGUAAAUUAAGCUUUAUCAUGAUUGUCUACCCAAAUUUGGUAUUUUUUUGUACUUAUAAUAUAGUCUGAAAUCUUUAAAAUCCCAGUUGAAAUAAAAAUUGUUCAGCCUUAAUCAUUUUAUACUGUACUGUAUCUUUAGCAUUAUAUGCAUAUAAGAUUAUAUAGAUAUAUUUAAGCUAAAUAGAUGAAUUACUGUACUGUAUCAUUAUACUUUUGUGUCCACACUACAUCCUGUAAUGUCACAAGGACUCAACAUGCUCAUGCAAUCAUGUUUGGUGCUAUCUAAAGUUUUAUGUUUUGUUUGAAUUACAUGUAAAAAAAAAAAAACAACCAAAGAAAAUUACUGAAACCGUAAGUAUCCUCACAUUUUAUUUACAAUAUAUUGACAAUCUUUAUUUCGUUGUUUUUGUUGUUGCUGUUGUAGAUGGGUAUAUCAUAACCACUUAUAUGAUCAUGCAUUCUCUUUUGAAACAUACAUUUUGGAGAACUUUCAUCUUAACUGCAUACAGUUACAGAAAAAAUAUGUUUAUGUACAGCUAUGUAGAGUGUCUGAUAUUUCAAUAAACAUUGAUCUAACCAGUUCAA